Carassius gibelio (silver crucian carp) is the source of this 5210-nucleotide messenger RNA. RefSeq names its product leucine-rich repeat and immunoglobulin-like domain-containing nogo receptor-interacting protein 1. Gene Ontology annotation, cellular component: plasma membrane. Bases 1305 to 3152 code for a protein of 615 amino acids. The transcript is spliced from 5 exons. Gene Ontology annotation, molecular function: protein binding. Lineage: Eukaryota; Metazoa; Chordata; Actinopteri; Cypriniformes; Cyprinidae. The record is from RefSeq and is a predicted model, not a curated record.
AUAUGUAUGUAUAUGUGUAUAGCAAGUAUGGAUAUAGCCUGUCAAGACACUUAUCCAUCAUAAACAUAAACAGGGCAGCAUUCCCUUUUCAAUAUCAUUAUUAAAGACAUUUUGUGACAUGGUAUUGGAUUGAAAUGGCACAGAUUGAGUGUGGGAUGCCACAAUAGGAGGAUGAAUGUUCACUUUAAAUGAACUCUUAUUCCCGCUUGAGCUCUCAUCUAGUCCCCCAUCUGCUGUCCGGUGAAGUGAGUUAUUUAGCCAUCGCAGGACCAUCAGAAAGAAAAAGAUGGUGCUCUGUUUUGUACCAGCCAUCUUCAUUGGGGUUAAAGGAUUUCAGCACUCGGUUCACAUCAAUUCUCCCACAAACAGGUUUCACAUCCAGCCAUGUUCCUCCCGGGAGCCGCGUUUCAUGAGACUCUCUAAGGUCAGGCGUUCUGAGUCCAGGACCCAUGCAACUCUGCGGUGUCUCUCUCAUUCUGGGAGACGGCAGCAAAUGCUAAAUUAGGACACAGAAAGCCUUCAUUCCAAUAAAGCCUCGGUCUCCUGAGUCAACGGACAAAAAGAUCAGGGUUUGCUGGAGGAGGUGGUAAAUUAUUCAUGGCUUUAUACGAUUUGCUGGGAGCAAUUCUCCCUCUCUCUGUUGCAUUCCUCUAGUCGUUCUCUCGCUCUUGCUUCUCUAGAAACUUUCCCUCCACCUGCCAGUCAAGACAUCCAGUUUCCUGUCAUAUGUUUGACAGGAUCUGAAUAUUGUAUCUGAAUGCUUGGGCCAAUCAGAAGACCAGAUACCAAGACAUCUGUCCAGCAUCAUAGACAUCGUCCCUUCAUUCUCACUCUGUCAGACGUGUGCUGUUGAGUCCUCAGCAAACAUACAGCAACAAAGAGGAUCCAUCUCUGUCAUACAGUACAUGUGUAGAACAAUGAUGGAGGGACAAAUACAAAGACAGGUACGCCCUCUGCUCGAGUGUGUGUCGGAGCAUGCCUGUGUGUUCAUGUGUGUUGGAAGCAGGUGGAUCACGGAUGCAUCUGCCAGCUCUCCAUCAAGCGUGUGUUUCGUGUGUCUGGAGCGCAUCAGCAUUCUGGAUAUAAUUCCGCCUCUGUGGAUACGGACACACAUUAGGACGGCCGCAUCUGACUGUCGUUAAACAUCUGGUUCAUCCGUCCUGGGAUUUUCCACUGAGGAGACAUUAAGACAGGGGAAUGUGGACGCUGGAGAGAACGUGUCUCCAUCUCCUCCAAGAUUCCCUGUGAACCAGCAGUUUCCAUCCUAAAGAGCAGAGAAGCGUUUACUGCCUGUAACCGGUAGGAUGGUAGCAGGGGAAGUGAGUGGGCACAGCUUCCUGGUGGCAUGCUGGCAGCCCAUUCUAAUCUUAAUGCUGGGCACAGUGCUGUCUGGCUCUGCCACGGGCUGCCCAUCUCGUUGUGAGUGCAAUGUUCAGGAGCGUUCAGUCUUGUGCCAUCGCAAGAAGCUGAUGUCCGUUCCGGAGGGAAUCCCAUUAGAAACACGACUCUUGGACCUCAGCAAGAAUCGAAUCAAAACCAUCAAUCCGGAUGAGUUCUCUGCCUUCCCACAGCUGGAAGAGCUGGAGCUCAAUGAAAACACCAUCUCAACCAUCGAGCCUGGGGCUUUUAACAACCUCUACAGUCUGCAGACUCUGGGACUGCGCAGCAACAAGCUGAAGCUCAUCCAGCUGGGAGUGUUCACAGGCCUCAGUAACCUAACAACGCUGGACAUCAGUGAAAAUAAGAUCGUAAUUCUGCUGGACUACAUGUUCCAGGACCUCUACAACCUGCGCUCUCUUGAGGUUGGGGAUAAUGACCUUGUCUUCAUAUCCCACAGGGCGUUUCACGGCCUCAGCAGCCUGGAGCAGCUAACACUAGAAAGGUGCAACUUGACCUCUGUCCCGACAGAGGCCUUCACGCACCUGCACAGCUUGGUCACGCUGCGCUUACGAAACCUCAACAUCAACAGUAUCAGAGACUACAGCUUCAAGCGGCUCUACCGUCUCAAAGUGCUGGAGAUCGCCAACUGGCCCUACCUGGAUACCAUGACCACUAACUGCUUAUACGGAUUGAAUCUUACCUCCCUAACGAUCACUAAUGCAAACUUGACAUCUAUUCCAUAUUUGGCCUUGAGGCACCUGGUUUAUCUUCGUUUCCUUAACAUGUCCUACAAUCCCAUUCAGAUGAUUGAGGGCAACCGGCUCCAUGACCUGCUCAGACUGCAGGAGUUGCAUCUGGUAGGCGGUCGACUGAUGAUGAUUGAACCCUAUUCCUUUAGAGGUCUGAACUACCUGAAAAUCCUCAAUGUGUCCAGCAACUCCCUUACCACCCUGGAGGAGUCUGUGUUCCAUUCGGUGGGGAACCUGGAGACCCUCGCACUGUACGACAACCCACUGGCUUGUGACUGCCGUCUGCUUUGGGUUUUCCGACGCCGCUGGAGGCUCAACUUUAACCGACAGCAGCCAACUUGCUCCUCACCCGAGUUUGUUCAGGGAAAAGAGUUCAAGGACUUUCCUGAUGUGCUGCAGCCUAAUUACUUCACGUGUCGCAAGUCCAGGAUCCGAGACCGGAAACCGCAGCAGAAGUUCGUUGAUGAAGGUACCACCGUCCACUUCAUCUGCCAAGCAGAUGGAGACCCGACACCUGUCAUCAUGUGGCUUUCUCCACAAAAACAAUUUAUCACUACAAGAACGAUAGGACGGCUCACUGUUUUCCCGGAUGGCACCUUGGAGGUGCGCUACGCUCAGAUUCAGGACAAUGGGACGUAUGUGUGCAUUGCUAGCAAUGCAGGUGGAAACGAUACCGCUUUGGCUCACCUACAUGUCCACAGUUACUCUCCAGACUGGCCCAACCAACCCAACAAAACCUUGGCGUUUAUCUCCAACCAACCCAAUGACAACGGAGCCAAUGGAACAAGAGCAACAGUCCCGUUCCCUUUUGAUAUAAAGACGCUAAUCAUUGCCACCACCAUGGGCUUCAUCUCCUUUUUGGGUGUGGUUCUGUUCUGCCUUGUUCUGCUCUUUCUUUGGAGCAGAGGCAAAGGCAACAGCAAACACAACAUUGAGAUAGAGUACGUCCCGCGCAAAUCGGAUGCUGGGAUGAGCAGCAGCGGCAAUGAUGGCCCUCGGAAAUUUAACAUGAAAAUGAUAUAAUCCAACCAGGGAGCUCAAAAGACCCUUUCAAAAAAAGACUCAAAGACAAAAAAAGAGAUUCCCUGCCUGUACAACCUCUGGCUCUGACUAGCUCCCCAUAGAGGAGGGGUGUUUUACCCCCUUUCUAAAGAUGGAUGUGCUGCACAGGGGUCGGUGCUUUUGUUCAAUAUUGAACAUGAGAGGGGGAAAAUGUCCUCGUGCGCACUCCUCUGUGAUGGCCGCUUAAACUCAGCCUACGGGGACCAAUAUCUUUGAGAGAGGAUUUUGUUUUAAAACACUUCCGUUCCUGUGGAUUUUUAUGGGCAAAAAAAAACAUGGAAAAAAAGGAAAAACUAAACCUCAAGAUGUUUUGCCGACCUCCAGAAUGCAAAGGCAGAGCAUCCUUCUACCGGCUUUUUGUUUGUUUGUCUGUUUAACCCAUUGUUUUCUUGUUUUCUACUUAAAUGAAUAGUUUUAUGACCGAAUAAUAGAUAAAUCAGGGGUGAAAAGCACAUUUAACAAACCUAACAGCUGAAUUUGCUCAAAUUCAUCUUCUGUGUUGUGUCUAACAACAGAAUGUGGAACAUAAUAGAUUGCAUUUCCUUUCCUGCCAUAGAGAAAUAUUUGUAUAGCGCAACUUUCACAAGCACAUUUCUUUCUUUGUAUCUGUACUCAGUUUGGUUCUCAUUUUGCUAGCGGAUCCUUAUUUUAAUGCAUUUGUUGGAUAAGCCGAGGGAAUUUUACGACUCGAGCAUCCGGAUAAACAAGUACAGGUUGUUUAAUGUUGGAUUAAUGGCUAGGCAAGUCAAAGCAGCAGUAAUUAUGUAACUUUUGUUGUGUGUUUUGCUUUAUUUUUAUGUAGAUCGCUGUAGCCUGAGGUGAGCAUUUCUGUAGUGCCUGGUCAGGUUUAAACCCAUUUAAUGGCACUGCAGGAUCACAUUUUUAUAUAACAAACCCAUUCCAAGUUUUAUUCUCCUGAGAAGCUACGUACACCAAGAAUGUACAGCUCUGUCUCAGAGUGUGUAUGUGCGAAAGCGAGCGAAUUCCUAACAGAAUCAAUCAUUUCAUCAAAAGGUGAGAGUGUUAAUAUGCUUGACAGCACUCGAUCACCUUCACCUGCUGCCGUCGCUGGGUCUCACACCUGUCUCAUGCUCUCAGAUAUGUCUCAUGGGUCUUACACCUGUCUUACGGCCUCGUGCCUGUCUAAUGGACUUAGUCUUAGACCUGUCUUAUGUUCUCAAAUCAAUCUUUCUUUACAUUAUAUGAAGCAUUGGUACCCAAAGACACAGCUUUAAAGUUAGCCAGUACAUCUAGGAACUGAAACGGUGCUGGUUUGUUACAAUGACAGAUAUAUAAAUGCAAGAGGGGAAUUCAUUUAGAAUGAGCACUCCUGGUUAAUGUUGUUCCGCAUCUGUUUCCACAGGCGGUAAAAGCACAACGUUAGACACUGUUUGUGAAUAAAGAAAUGGGAGUAAAUUGAAAGUAGGCAUGUUUAUGCCGAAAGGAGAGCACAGUUGCACGGUGCUAGAUAGAGACCGGUCAUAAAUUGACUGAUUAGUAAAUAUGAAGCAGGUUUUUGUGCUGAAAUGCAACAGUUCAAUGAAUUCGCUCCACAGUCCAGCUAUGUUUUAAGUGUGCUUCUAAUCUAGGCCAAGCAGGGCAGGUGAUUUCCUUGGAAGAACAAUGAGCUGUGUUUAUGCACAGGAUUUUUGCUCGGGUGUAGAUGGGUUUCGCCUUGCUAAGUGGUUUAUGCUGCUGACUGAGGCUGCAGAUGGAGAAGCUGCACAGAUGGUUUAACCCUUACUGAUCCACUUUAGAGUUAAUCUGACACAUGCACACCUGAAUCUUUCUCUGAUCCUCUGCCUCUGUGGUCUACCUGCUGUUCUCAUCCUAUUACGUCGAAUAAAUCUUUAUAUGACCUCUGCCCCCUCUGACAUUCAGCCCAGAAUGAUAAUGUGCAUUGAUGUGGUCCAUUAUAUUCUUUUAUACUAAAGAAAAAACGCAAACCUAAAAAGGUGAAAAAAUCUAAUAUGAAAAAUGUUUCAGUUGUUCUGUGCAAUAAAAGUAAUAUGCAUUUUG